UAUCAGAACGAUCAUAUAUUCAGUAUAGUGGAGGAUUGCAAAUGAACUCAAAUGACUCCUUUCCCUUUUUAAAGAGUCACGACUCUUCAUAAUGGUUUUGUCAUCUUUAGCCUUUGUUUGUUUGAAGUUAUUUAUUAUGUGUUUAUAAGAUGUUGAAGCUGCAGUGACUCAGAUAGAUUAGUGUUUGUCAACCGCUCUUGAGUCCAGAUACACAGGUCAGUAAAUGUCAGCGUCCAGCAUCACGGUCCAGUGCUCCUCUCCCGCAUGAGAGAGAGAAAGAGAGAGAGAGGGGGGCUGUGUUUCAGUGUCGAGUGUGUGGGCGGCUGUCAGCUGACCUGUAUGAAUCAGACCACACGAGACGAGGGUGAAGGAGAGGGCAGGAGGGAUUACUGGUGAGCCUACACACCCAGGACGCCAUCAUUGUGAAAAACCCUUCACUGCUGAAUGGUACAAAAAGCACCGUCUGCUAUCACAGCUGUCUGUUCCUUGAUGUUCCAGUUUUUCAACCACCUUAAAAUCACCAGCCACUGAGUGUGAUGUCACUUCUUUCACUCGAUUUAUUAGAAAAGACCGUAAUUUCACCUUCUUGACAUCCAUGUAUGACCUUUUAACCCCUUAUAGUCUAUUUUUCCCUUUCUAACUUCCUCAAAGUAUCUCAAAGGUUGGAAAAAAAUCAUAUUUUUUUUAUCUUGUUUGUUCAUUUGUUUGUUUUUGGUGCAUCAUUUUAGUCAGGUUUUCCCAAAAUUCAGCUGACAUAACUUUGUUGUCUCCUCUGGAAUUUAAAAUAAAGUUCAUUGCUUUUUGAACAAUUUUAGGCUGCACAGCAUGAGUUUUAAAAAAAGACGAAGACUAACAACUCAUCCCUGCUGAAGAUAUGUGUGCAAAACACCUUAAGUGAGUGUAUGGACAAUGUCUGCACGUCCUGCACGUCUGUAGGUGGUGUUGGUGUCGCUGUUACCCAGCUGUGUCAGACCGUGCCAGAUGUGAUCGUCUUUGGCACGGCGUCAGCCUCCAAACAUGAGACCAUUGCCCAGGGCGGGGUUACUCACCCUAUCGACUACCGCACCAAAGACUACGUGGAGGAAAUCCGCAAAAUCAGCCCCAAGGGUGUGGACAUUGUCCUCGACCCGCUCGGUGGUUCAGACACCCAGAAAGGCUUUAGUUUGUUGAAACCUUUGGGCUCACUCAUAGUCUUUGGUGCGGCCAAUAGUGUGACAGGCCAGAAGAAGAACCUGUUGGCCAUGGCAAAGACCUGGUACAACCAGCUCUCUCUCAGUGCGCUGAAACUGAUGCAGUCCAACAAGGCCGUGGGCGGCUUCCACCUGGGCUACAUCACUGACGAGCAGGUCAUCAGCAGGACGAUGAUCAGGCUGCUGGAGCUCUACGAGCAAGGAAAGAUCAAACCUCGCAUUGACUCAUGCUAUCACUUUGAGGAG
Molecule: messenger RNA, 1436 nt
Organism: Plectropomus leopardus (leopard coralgrouper)
Lineage: Eukaryota; Metazoa; Chordata; Actinopteri; Perciformes; Serranidae
Source: RefSeq, a predicted model, not a curated record